Molecule: messenger RNA, 2683 nt
Organism: Musca domestica (house fly)
Lineage: Eukaryota; Metazoa; Arthropoda; Insecta; Diptera; Muscidae
Product: F-box only protein 39
Exons: 6
Coding region: 1087-2622 (511 amino acids)
Molecular function (GO): protein binding
Source: RefSeq, a predicted model, not a curated record
CGCCCCCUAAAAAAAUAGAAAAAAAUAUAUAUGGGGCAGCACGUGCUUGGGCCGAUUUCAAAAAAUGAUCCGGAGAAUACAAAACCAACAACAACCACCCAAAUGGAGAAAUGACAAAAACCACAACAAAACGCAUAAAAUUACAAAACAAUAUAAACAAAGAAGAUGCCAAAGCAAAACAUUGAAUGGGAAAUUAGAUGAAAUGUCAACAAUGAUGAGAGAGAUGUGGUGAAAGAACAACAACAACAACAACAAAAAAUGAAAAACUAAAAAAAACUAUUCUAUGGUGAGGAUGAUCGGCAGACAGCUGAUCGAACGGUUGAUGGUUCGAAAAAAAAACGGGCAAAACAAAAAUACAUUUUCAAAACAGAGAAGAAAAAGAAAACAAAAUUUCAAAAAAAAAAAACCGCAGAAGAAAAUCUUAAUUUUUGAGGUGAAAAAAAGCCACCAUCAAUGUGUGUGUGUGAGUGAGAGAGAGAGGGGAAAGAAAGGCGACAAUUUACUUGGUGGAAAUUUCGAAAAGCCAGAACAAAAAAAAAACACGGCAAACUAAACAUUUUUGUAAAUGUUUCAAAAUUUAUUUUUAAAAUAAACGCUUUUUUUUACGCUCAUCUCAGGAGCAGAGAGAAGACACACACAGCAAAAUCUCAUUUCAAAAUCCCCCUAAUGCCAUGGUAAAAAAUCACAACAUCUUGUGUCUGAUUUUGAGAAAACUAGAGCAAAAAACGCUAAAUGAUUUUGAAAAUCAAAAGAAAAACAACGGUGAAAAUUUGUGCUCAGAGAUUUUGAAUUUGGCAGUCGAAUUUUUGCAGCGGUACGUUUAAGUUAUCCGAAACAAGAAAGUGCGGCCAAAAAGACUCGUGUGCCAGUUUUUUUUCAAACCAAAAAAAAGAGAAAAGCAAAUGAAUGGGAAAAUUUGAAAAUUUAAAAUAGCCUGAAAAAUUAACGAAAAAAAAGCGAAGGAAAAAAUCCAAUUACCCAUGUGAACCUGUGAAAAUUUAAGCGAAAAAUAUUCAAAAUCCCAAAAAAAUUAAAAAAAAAAAUUAAAAAUUUACCCGGAGUCCUGCUUGAGUUUUCAAACCAAAAAUGGCUACUUUGGCUUUACGCACGGGAAAGGAAAUCAUGCACAAUGCCGGCUGGGUACUGGAUGAAAAUGAAGAAGCCUGCUACAUAGACAUUGUGAACGAUGACGAUAAUAAAUCAGAUGUUGAUGAUGAAAAUCGGGUCUACUCACAGUGGAAUAAUUUGCCAGAUUUAGUUCUAGAACAAGUCUUUACAUAUCUCAAGCCAAGGGAACGGUACUAUGCAAGUUUGGUUUGUAAACAAUGGCAUCGGGCCUUCUAUCUGCCCACGGUUUGGAAUAACUUCCUUGUCGAUGAUUGCACACUGACGCGGCAGAAAUACAAUUACUACUCAGGUUGGCAAUACUGUCUCGAUCACAUGCGUACGCAAAAUUGUCUAGCACGCAUUGGGCGCCAUUUGCGGGGCCUGGAAUUUCGUCCGGAAAUUUCAUUCAAUAACAUUUAUCAAUUUAUGACUCUGCUAACGUGGAGCAUUAGCCGGGGUUUGGAACCUGACGGGCCCAAGGAUAUGAAGGGCAUGGGGGCACGUAUACGUUCCUUGGUCUAUAUUUUUCCCUGCAACAUGGCCCAGGCAAAUGAUCCGGAGGGCAUAAAGCUGUUCGGAACUGGUGGCCAGCUACUGAAGGGCCUAAAAGAUCUCCUCUCAAAGUUGACAAAUUUGCGAACCCUAAAACUGGUGGAUUUUGUGCUGGAGCGUUAUGAGGCUAAACAUUUGCUGGACGAGGUGUUGGAUGCGUGCUGUACGAAAAUGCGGGUAUUGAAUUUGGUCAAUGUCACCUCGCUACAUUGUCCCAUCAUGCAUGUGGGGCUGUUUUUGAAUUUACAGGAAUUGACAAUUUCUCCCCAAAAUAUUGACGAUGAUGUCCUGAUGCUGUUGGCCGACACCAAAUUGAAACAUUUACAUUUGUUACAAAACUGUUAUACCAUCUCCUACCUGGCCAUAUCCCAUUGCAGUGUCAAGGCAUGGCGCAUGGUUAAACGUGAUAAUCCUGGUUUGAAGGUCCAUCUGCGUCUGGAAUCACUGGUCGAUGGAGAGGUUGUCUUUCAGCCAGAAGCUCCGGUGUACAGCAUAACAUAUAGGACGCCGAAAACAAUGAUCCAUCCCGACACCGUCAUCAAAAUGGUUGAUCAUUACAAAAACACCCUGGCCAUUUAUGGUUUUGAAAUGCUUCCGAAAUUCUCUAGUCCCAAAUCAUUUCAUAAUCGUAUCGAUUCUCUGAUGCUGCUCAUGUGUAGACAGUGUUAUAAUCUGCACACAUUGGUGAUUCGUGAAAAAGUCUCCACCUCCACAGUCCUGCUGAUAGCCAGAACGGCCAAAAAUCUACGCCGCCUUCAUGUCCGCCGUUUUGCCACCAUCAUACGCUGCGAUUGGCCACGCCACCCUGAAUGGUCAGAUGAGUUUCACAUAUGGCUAAGACGUUCCUGCCGCACCUAUGAGGCCGUCGAACGUGAGGUGUCACAAAUUUUAGGCUAUAAAUGGCACUUCCUGAGUGAUCAAGAAUUCAAGGCGGUCACGGUGGAUGUUAAAAAUGAAUGGUGAAAAAUAGGAAACCAAAAAAAUUACGAGGAAAAGAAAGAAAUAAAGUGAAAUGUGAUAACAA